AGUCCCGAAGUGUAACCAGAAGUACCGGCCAAAGCCCUUUUACCUGUCAAAACUGUGUCGUUUGAACCGGAGGACAGAUAGCAACAAUCAAUGGCGUCUUAGGCCAAGCUCCAACGAGUAGCUGAAGCUGAUAGAAGCCAUGGCGGAUCCCUACUACAGAUACAGUGCAUCCGAGGACAGAGUAUCCAGUGUUGCAAGGCCCAGCUUUCCUGGCUACCUGUCGGCUGAAGCACCACCAUUGCCGUCUUAUCCGAAUUUGGGCUCUACUAAUUUGCUUGCUGCUUCUUCAAAUUUCCUGCAGAAAGAUGUGCAGAUAAACUCAUUGCAACCUGGUGCAUAUCACUUUGAUGAUAUUUCGGGUGCUGGAGCUCGUCCUGAUCCUGGUCUUGGUGGUGUAACGGCAGUAGCUAGCACUAAUGGCUUCCCGUCUCCUCUAGAAGAUCCAAACCAAGGACGAGAUGUUGCACCAGGCGUUAGUCCGGGAAUUCGUUCCAUGAGUAAUGAAAUACCUAGCUCUUUGAGAAGCGGUGAUGGCUUCCCAGUUCCAGCUAGGGAAUCAAAUGUUCUGUUUGUUGAUAAACUUCCAAAUGACUGUACCAGAAGAGAAGUGGGUCAUCUUUUCCGUCCAUUUAUUGGCUAUAAAGAUAUUAAAGUUAUUCACAGGGAGCCCAGACGUAGUGGAGAUAAGGCUAAGGUUUUGUGCUUUGUGGAGUUUGCUGACUCUAAAUGUGCUCUGACUGCCCUGGAAGCUAUUCAAGGUUACAAAUUUGAUGACAAGAAACCUGACUCUUCUGCCUUGAGCAUCCAAUUUGCACAUUUUCCAUUCCGCCAACCAUCUGAUCAUGAUGAGGAACGCAAUGCGGUCCCACGCUGACCACAAGUACCUGAUCCUGGGAUUACAAUUGCUAAAAGAAAAAUGCUUGUCCAUUCUGAACUAAAAUCAGUUUUGUCAAAGCUUGACCUUUGUCAUGUGUAUAAUUGUGUGGUGGUGGUUGAUUUUUCUUGAUCAUUUGUUCUGGUGCUUCAACGUUGUAGUUAUACAAGUAAAAUUUGUGCUGAGAUAUUUGACAAUUUUAAAAAGGACAGUUUGUCUAUAAAAUUGUCAUGUCAUUAUUAUCAUGUGAGAAACAUAUGCUUUUUUUUAAUAGCAUGCGAGAAACACAUGAUUUUUUUAAAUUGAAUUUCAUUUAACUCUUUUAAUGCUAUUAGAAAGCAUGUAUUUCUUAUAUGCUCAAGAGACACGUGACAAUUUUAUAGACUAGGUUAGAAGAAAUUUUCUACCCCAGUUUAGAAGAAAACUAUCAUUUUAAAAAUUAACAGUUUUUUGUAGUCGGAUAUACUUUUCCUGAAGAAUUAAUUAAGAAUGUUAUGUGAUUA
This is a messenger RNA of Corylus avellana, 1377 nucleotides long. The record is from RefSeq and is a predicted model, not a curated record. NCBI's taxonomy places the organism in Eukaryota, Viridiplantae, Streptophyta, Magnoliopsida, Fagales, Betulaceae.